AGAACCGUCCAAUUGCAGCAUCUUCGGGACAAUUAAAGAAGGGAACACCGACAUACGUCUUCCCAGCCUUUGGUUCUCCCAUCGUCUCGGUUUCUCUCUGGUGGGCUCGCCGUUGAGACCCGAGAGACCGAUAGAGAGGGAAGAGAUGUCGGCGUACGACGAGGUGGAGAUCGAGGACAUGGAGUGGAACGAGGAGCUGCAGGCGUACACGUACCCAUGCCCCUGCGGUGACCUCUUCCAGAUCACGAGGGACGACCUCCGCGCCGGCGAGGAGAUCGCCCGCUGCCCUAGCUGCUCCCUCUUCAUCACCGUCAUCUACAACCCCGAGGAUUUCGCCGAUCCCCCCGACCCCAAGAAGAGCCAGCCUCAACCUGUACUCGUCGCUUGAGGCGAGUCGAUUCGCGACGGCCCGCAAUUUAUCAGGUAUUGGUUUUGGUGCACAGCCUUCGGAGCCUGUCCAGCGCAUACUCUUCAGAGCAGGUCUUCUACCAUCACCACCACCACCAAUGCUUGCAAUGACAUGCAAAGGUGGGCCUCGUGACACCCAUCCUAUGGAUCUCCAGAGUGGCCGGUACUCGACUUCCAAGAGCCUUGAAGCUGCUGAUCAGUUUGAAUGUGGAGAAGCUGAGGAAGAUCAAGAUGGUGAUAAGCCAGAUCCUUAAAAGGAAAUUGCAGCAUCCUAUAACCAAGAGAGAGAGAAAGUUUGCAACACCUUGUUUUGAGUUGGGUGGCAGUUGAUAUGUCAUUUGGUGGUUGUGAAUCCAUGGAUUUGACUGCUCUGAGACCCUAGUAGCGCUUCGAAGGUCGAUAUUUUUGAAGACAAUUUAUUUUACUCUUGGAUGCAAUAGAUGUGGUUAAGUUUUUAAAUAAAUGGUGCUAUCUGCUGUAGUCUCUGAAUUGGUUGUGAAUAAAUGCGCAGGUUAAUAGGCCUGCUGACUGGGCAGGUUGUUUGGAGGUUAUUCA
Elaeis guineensis (African oil palm) is the source of this 963-nucleotide messenger RNA. Its product is annotated as diphthamide biosynthesis protein 3. The record is from RefSeq and is a predicted model, not a curated record. NCBI's taxonomy places the organism in Eukaryota, Viridiplantae, Streptophyta, Magnoliopsida, Arecales, Arecaceae. Gene Ontology annotation, molecular function: metal ion binding. Gene Ontology annotation, biological process: protein histidyl modification to diphthamide. Gene Ontology annotation, cellular component: cytosol.